Molecule: messenger RNA, 1268 nt
Organism: Exaiptasia diaphana
Lineage: Eukaryota; Metazoa; Cnidaria; Anthozoa; Actiniaria; Aiptasiidae
Product: DNA mismatch repair protein MutS-like
Exons: 5
Coding region: 9-1268 (419 amino acids)
Biological process (GO): mismatch repair
Cellular component (GO): nucleus
Molecular function (GO): mismatched DNA binding; ATP-dependent DNA damage sensor activity; ATP binding
Source: RefSeq, a predicted model, not a curated record
AGUUCUAAAUGGCGGGAGUUUUGUUUAAUGUUUUCUGCACUUCUUCAAGGCUGUGUCUAACAGGACAAGGUUUACGUUGCAUUCGCACAUCGGUAUCAAAGAUCAGCAUUCUCUCACACCUCUGUAUCAAUGUUAAGGACAAAYCUACAGUCAAGUCCUCAGGACUAGCACAGCAGUAUCAAUCAAUAAAGAAAAGUUUUCCUGAUUUUAUCGUKCUGUUYCAAGUUGGUGAUUUCUAUGAGAUAUACAGUGAUGAUGCYRUYAAGGUUUCUGAGAAAACAUCCUUAAGAAUAUCAAAAAACCCAAACGUGAACCGUCUCAUGGCUGGAUUUCCAGUCAGGUCACUCGAUAGCUGGCUCACAACUCUGGUACAACAAGGAUUUCAAGUUGCMGUAUGUCCUCAAAUUCCAGAAAAAACUCCCAAAUCAUCAAGGCUUAUCCAUCGUGAUGUURUCAGACUUGUUACGCCRGGAACAUUACUGGAGCCUCUUCAACCAGAUGCUAACUACCUGCUAAGCAUAACAAAGGGACCAGGGACAUCUGUAGGGMUGGCUUGGAUGGACAUYUCUACUGGGGACUUCCAAAUGGGCACCUCUUCAAUAGAGGACCUUGAACAAGACAUAUCAAGAGUUAACCCAGCAGAGAUUCUAAUGGCGGAAAAUGAUUUUAAAGAACCAAGAAUUCAAGAUAAUUAUAAAAUUGGUCGUGAAAGAAAGAAAUGCACGCUUAACUUUAUACAAGACUACCACCUCACCGUGAUACCGCCUGAAUGGUUCUCGCCAGACAUGGRCGACAUCAAUGUAACUGAAAACACAAAAUUCUCGCGACUAGAAAUGUGCGCAGGCAGGGCGUUGCUAAGAUACGUUGCGUACACACAAAGAGACGUGACACCAUUGUUAAACCAGCCAAUAAGAUACAACCAUGAAACGUACAUGACAAUAGACGUCAACACAAGGCGUUCACUUGAACUCACAAAACCUUUAAUGAGUGUCAAUCAAAAAGCUUCCUUAUUUGGAGUGAUGAAUAACACAUCUACUUCCGCCGGAAGAAGAUUGUUGUUUCAAAGAAUAUGCGCGCCUUCAAAUGAGCUGGAAGUGAUAAGGUCAAGAUUGGAUGCUGUGGACUGUUUUUAUAAAAAUAGACAUGUUACAGAGACAAUUCAUAAGGAACUAAGACGAUGCUCUGAUGUUGAACGCAGRCUGCARAAGAUUGUCUGCGAAAGCACCAUAACCUUGAAAUUUUACAAAAACGACCUUUCUUCACUUUGA